GUGAAGCUCAGUUGACACGAAGCGUUCAAAAUGGGCGACAAACUAUAUAAUAUUGUGAGAGCACUGUUGGCAUACCUGGUUUGCUGCCACCAAGUUCUUUCGUUUAACGUGGCAAAAUCUGGAGAGACUUAUGUUCAAGCAGGAUCACAAACCACGUUGUCAUGUCGGUGGACGCCACCAGCUGGGAUUAGUCCUCUGAGAGUAAACUGGAGACAAGGGUCUGCAGUGAUAGCAACUGCCACAACACCUUACUUUGCACCACGGUAUCCACAAGCAAGUUUAAGGGGCCGUGUGGCACUGGGCACUCUAACCUCUACAAGUACUAGUACAUCAAUAACAUUGUCAGGAUUACAGUGUCCAAAUGAUAUAGCAGAGUAUUCGUGUGAUAUCACUGCUGAUGCACUACAAGACGACAGUGGAACAGCAAGUUUCAACGUGAAUCUAUUUGAUUUCCUGGGAUAUAAUAUUGCGAUAUCAUCCUCACCAAGUCAGUUGCAAGCAGGCCAGCAUGCCUCCCUGACCUGUACAGCCAGUAACAUUGGGCGACCACCAGGCAUCAUGAAGUGGUACAAAGCCGAUCAAGAAAUCACCACUGGAUUUACUCAGCAGACAAGCAUCAAUAGUGAUGGCUGUACCUUUAAUGGAGUUAGUGGUCUGAGUAUUUUACCGACGUCCCAGGAUGAUGGAGUUAUGUAUACAUGUGUUGUUGAACCAAACUCUCCAGCGAUUGGAGACUCCACAAAGCAAGGAAGGUAUACACUGGAUGUACAAUACCCAGUACGACAGGGGCCAACGGUGACAUCAUCCACUGGUACAUGGACAGUUGAGCAGGGAACAACUUUUACUCUCAACUGUCAGGCAAGCGGCAAUCCAAGUCCAAGCUAUGUGUGGACCAGUCCAGAUAAUACCAACUCUACUGGCUCUCAGCUUGUGCUGACACUGUCCGCUACUGGAACUUAUGUGUAUACUUGCUUUGCCACCAACAGUUUGACGACAACACCAUUUUCAACAGGUGUCACAGUGAUAGUGCAAGAGCAAUCUUCCACGUUAUCAACAACAACAACAUCCACGACAACAUCAACGACACCAGUACAUGUUGCAGUUACAUCAACGACACCAGGACAUGUUGCAAUAGCAACAACGAAAACAGAACAUGUUGCAGUAGGAGCAGGCAAACUUAAAGGAGGCGAGGUUCAUUAUAGUCCAGAAGAUAUAGGUGUGAUAGUUGGGACAGUUGUCGCAGAAGUGAUAAUAUUACUUGGAGCCGCGGUUGUUUUAUUUGUCUUGUAUCGUAGAGGCAUUCUGCAUAGAUUUUGGAAGAAUAGACAACCUGGUGAUACAGUUGACGUGGAUGUUACGGAAAGCAACAAUGAAUACGCUUUGCUAGACAUAAAAGAAGUUAAAAGUAAGGAAGAUACUUACACAGAACUGCGAGGAAAGAUGCCAUCAUUGUACAUACCACCAGGAAGGAUUAGGCUGGACGAAAAGAUUGGAAAAGGACGUAUUAGCGAAGUUUGGAAGGGAGAGGCAAUUAUUAGACAGAAGGCACGCACGGUUGCCGUCAAACGUCUCAAUGACCAAUCCUCACAGAAAGAUGAACUCGUUUCAAGCUUUGAGAAGGAAAUACAGUCAAUGAAAGCACUUCCUCCUCACCCAUACAUUGUGAUGUUUUAUGGAUCUUCUCAACAGAAUGGUGUCGCACUCAUGGUCCUAGAGUUUAUGUCCAAUGGGAAUCUGAAGCAGCUGUUAAAGAACAGUCGUGGCACUGGCCAAUACUCAAACCUUCACGGCCUAAGCAACACGCUGACGUCACAACAACUGAUGAGGUUUGCCUACCAGGUGGCAAGCGGGAUGACACACGUGGCAAAACACAAGGGACUUCCUAAAGUCGUCCAAGUUACCAUGUUCAGCUAUAAAAUCAACAUUGCAAUAGGAAAUCAAACAUUUUUUGAUUAA
This is a messenger RNA of Lingula anatina, 1956 nucleotides long. RefSeq lists its product as uncharacterized. Gene Ontology annotation, cellular component: cell-cell junction; plasma membrane. Gene Ontology annotation, biological process: cell-cell adhesion. Gene Ontology annotation, molecular function: cell adhesion molecule binding. The record is from RefSeq and is a predicted model, not a curated record. Lineage: Eukaryota; Metazoa; Brachiopoda; Lingulata; Lingulida; Lingulidae.